GGUAUCCAAGCGCAAAUAGAAGGUUGUAAAAGGAACAGAGAGGUUUUCGAUACAUUAGCAGCUGGAAUGACAGAUGAAGGCUACGUUCGUACGGGUGUUCAAUGCAGAGAUAAAAUAAAGAAACUAAAAGCGGAUUAUAGAAAAAUCAAGGAUAACAAUAACGAAACUGGACGACAACGCCGUUCUACGAGAAUUUUUGAAGCCAUGAACGAAAUUCUUGGCUGCAGACCUGCCACUCAUCCUCCUGUCUUGUUGGAUACUCUUGAAGAAGAACUACACGUAGACGUCGAGGAGGAAACUCUCAGUCGGUCAACAACAGAACCAUCUACGCCAGCAAGUGCUCCAGGAGAUGUUACAGCUGAGCUACCUAGUCGUGAAGAAAUUGAGGUGGGCAGCUCACAGUCUCAGAGUUUCCAUGUGCAGAACACAACUACUAAAAAGAAAGGACUGAAACGGCGUUACGAGGAUUGUAAAGCAAAAAGGCGUGAUGCAAAAAUGAAAGACAUGACUGACACGAUGAUGAAAACAAUAAAGGAGGUGAAGGAGGCGGAUUCAUCACUGUUGAUUGAGUUGGAGGAAAAGAGGAUGAAGUACGAGGACCAAAGACUAAAUGAGGAGAGAAUACGAGGAACGAAGAAGAAUGCAAGAGAUGGAAUACGAAGAUAGAAGGAGAAGGGAAGAAAGAGCGUUUCAACUGCAAAUGAUGCAGUUGUUGAUGGGUGCAGGAAAUCGAUCUCAAACACCUUAUUUCUCAUUCUCACGUAAGCUUCAUGAUGAUGGAUUCCCAGAUCAAAAUCAACCAAACUGAACUAGUCAGUAGUUUAGCUAUAACGAAUAGUUGACACUGUAAACAUGUUCUGAGUAGGUCUGUCAUUGUGAUUUACAAAACUUCUGAC
This is a messenger RNA of Corticium candelabrum, 896 nucleotides long. RefSeq lists its product as uncharacterized. NCBI's taxonomy places the organism in Eukaryota, Metazoa, Porifera, Homoscleromorpha, Homosclerophorida, Plakinidae. The transcript has a single exon. Bases 67 to 666 code for a protein of 199 amino acids. The record is from RefSeq and is a predicted model, not a curated record.